This is a messenger RNA of Tuber melanosporum (Perigord truffle), 1106 nucleotides long. RefSeq lists its product as uncharacterized. Gene Ontology annotation, cellular component: late endosome membrane; ER to Golgi transport vesicle membrane; Golgi apparatus. The transcript is spliced from 3 exons. The record is from RefSeq and is a predicted model, not a curated record. Gene Ontology annotation, biological process: intracellular protein transport; macroautophagy; Golgi to vacuole transport. NCBI's taxonomy places the organism in Eukaryota, Fungi, Ascomycota, Pezizomycetes, Pezizales, Tuberaceae. The coding region runs from base 232 to 912 and encodes 226 amino acids. Gene Ontology annotation, molecular function: SNARE binding; SNAP receptor activity.
CAACCACCUCCCAAGCAUCUUUCGUCUGUCCUUUUUUCUAUUUCUGUCCCGCAUCACUGCCCCACACUCAGCCCUCUAGCUACAAGCUUUAAGAUAUCAUACCAAGUAAAUUCUCAGGAGCUUACCGGCGCUCCUCAUCUAUCCCCGACAUCACCGGAGUUGAGCUAGAGGAGUCAACCCAUCUACCCUUCGAUACUAACCGUCACCGCCCCUACCAGAUAGGUCAUAAGCAUGUCGAACACACUCGAUUCUGAUCCCGGCUCGGAGCUCUUCGCCUCAUACGAGGCCGAUUUCAAGCUUGUCCGAGCAGAUAUCUCUCAAAAGCUCGAUCAAAUACCUGAGCUUUCCGGGGAGCCGCGCAAGGCGGCUAUUCGUGCUGCCGAAAGGGCCGUUGAUGAGGCCGAUGAAAUUCUCGGUCAAAUGUCCCUAGAGAUCAAUAAUAUCCCCUCCGCCCAGAGACCCAAGGUUAAAUCCCGUCUCCGCAACUAUACCCAUGACCUCGAUACCUCCCGCCACUCGCUUGUCAAACACGCUCAAAACUUCGACCGUGAUGCUCUCUUUGGAGCUCGCUCGAAACCCGGCACAGGGGAUGCUGUGGUUGACCAGCGCCAACAGCUACUCUCUGGAACUGAUCGGUUAGAAAGGUCUUCGCAGCGACUUAGAGAUUCGCAACGUGUCGCAAACGAAACUGAAGAAAUCGGUGCUUCCAUUUUAGGCGAUCUUGGGAGACAGAGGGAACAGAUCAUGAAUACCCAUAACACCCUGAACGAUAGUGAAAGGUUUCUGGACAGAAGUAUCAAAACUCUUAGGGGUAUGGCACGUAGGAUGGCUACCAACCGGAUGAUCACUAUUGCAAUCAUAACCGUCCUAGUGCUGCUUAUCAUCGCUGUCAUUGUCUCUAAGUUCCGUUAGAAUCUCAUUCUCGUACAUUGGCUGAAGUUCAACUGGUGCUUUAUUUUUAAAUACCGCUUACUCUCACUAUUGUAUUUCCUGUUAGGAUGGAGCCUGGGAGUUAACUUGUGUUGCGUUUUGUGUUUCGUUCGUGACCUCUGUGCCGGGUUCGAAGCAUAAAUAAAUAAAUAAAGUAUAGUUAUACGCUUCCUUAA